Molecule: messenger RNA, 846 nt
Organism: Malus domestica (apple)
Lineage: Eukaryota; Viridiplantae; Streptophyta; Magnoliopsida; Rosales; Rosaceae
Source: RefSeq, a predicted model, not a curated record
AUGCGUGAUUUCCGACGCAACGAAAUGGUUGACGAAACACUAAGGCGAGAUAUGUCCAACAUAAGUAGGUCACCUUUCACGGACGAAAUCGAGCAGGCAGAGCCUUCGCGCAAGUUCAACAUGCCACACUUCACAUCUUUCAAAAGAGACGAGGGUCCCGAAAGACACUUGAAACAUUACCGAAGUGCGAUGAAAAAGUCCGAUCACUUGUUCAACGUAAAGAAAAACCCAAAAGAGUCACUUCGCGAUUACGUGAAGAGAUUCAAAGCAGAGAAGGCGAAGAACGUCGGAUGCGAUAACUCGAUUGCAAGUGCAGCUUUCCAAAAAGGACUACCAGCAGAUCACCCACUGUUUGGAGAAAUGAUCAUGAAAGAAGACCUAACUCUGGCAGAUUCCUUUGCUCUAGCAGAGAAGCAUGCACUUUGGGACGAAGCUCGACAAGCAGAAAAGGUUCCCAAACAGCCUAGAAAAGAGUUGGCAUCUACUCAAAAGAAGGAGGAUGGAAAGCAACCCAGCAAGGGCAGGCAGGAGGUCAAGCGCAAGGACCGACCCACGACCAAAGAAGGCCUGAUAACCAAUAACUAUUCAAAAUUCUCAAUUCCGAUUCAUCAAAUCCUUCGUGACAUCAAGAAUGAGCCAUGGUUCAAGUUGCCGAAACAGUCAAAAGGAGAUACUUCUAAGUUGGACCACACCAAAUAUUGCGCAUUCCACCGAGGUCCUAGGCACACAACCAACGACUGCUAUACUUGGAAGAACUACCUAGAGAAACUCGUGAAAGAAGGGAAAGUCAAUAGAUAUUUGGACAAGCCAGCUGAGCAGCCAAAAAAGGAAUGCAGACGGAGAUGA